ACUUCCUGAUGGAGCUGCUGCCGCCGCCGCCGCCGCCGCGAAGAAGAAGAAGAAUAAAAAUACACUCCUAGCAAGCCAGCUAGACGAGUUAUGAAAAGUUAUGUUUUUACUGCCAAGCGGACCGAGCAAUAAUGUUUUCAGCCAUGGACGCUAUUCAUCGCGGUUCCGUGCAUGAAUAGUGGGAAAAAAAAGAUCCCCGUGUCCAGAGAGCCCGGGGCACUGGUGACAAGUCAACUGCGAAGGGUUCGAUUGUUGAAGCUAAUAAUUCCCCCUGUAGCUAGCGUUAGCCAGCCAGCCGGCUAACGCAAGCUGGCUGGCUAACGCAGCCUGGGCCUCAUCCGCCUCGUCUUUACUCGCGACUGUGGCGCGCCGAUAUCAACCGGGUGCUCGGCGCCGGUCCGCGGCGAGGCUCACUCGCAUUUGACGCGGGCCCUGCGCUAAUUUCCCAACGUUGACUUUUCCGGGCAGUUUGUCGCAGGGCAGCUCCAAGCGAGCUGCGCGACUCGGGCUACGCAGUUAGCCAGCUGGGUUGACUGCACCCCUUCGACUCGCCCGGACGCCGCCGCGAUGUUGUUCUGCCUCGUUUCGACGGGCGGCUACGUCACGUACUCAACUGACCGCGUUGCCGGGUUUUUUUUUCGAAGCAGCUAACUUUGCCUUUGUCGUCAGACCGCGUCCCCGUGUGCUACAUCGGUCGUACAGUGGCGCCACCUGUCCAAAUGUCGCACAAGGAGCCUGCGCAUCCUUGUGCCGAGUGUGACUCUGAUUAGACGGUGAAGUGUAACUGGUGUUCGUGUGUCUGCUCUCCUCUCAGUGAGCUACUAGCCGACGCGAGCUGGUAAUGUCUCAAACGUUACCAUCCGCCGAAAUGCUCGAGACACCCCCCGGAUACCCGUUCGAAGAAAUCAACUAUGAGGACAUCGACGUCGAGGAGGUGGUGGGGAGAGGAGCCUUUGGGGUUGUAUGCAAAGCCAAGUGGAAAGGCAAAGAUGUCGCGAUCAAGACCAUCGAGAGCGAAUCGGAGAGGAAAGCCUUUAUUGUCGAGCUUCGGCAGCUUUCACGUGUUAAUCACCCCAACAUUGUGAAGUUGUACGGUUCCUGCAAUAAUCCAGUCUGCCUAGUGAUGGAAUAUGCUGAAGGUGGCUCGUUGUAUAACGUGCUGCAUGGUGCUGAACCCCUCCCCUAUUACACUGCUUCCCAUGCCAUGAGCUGGUGUUUACAGUGUUCCCAGGGCGUGUCCUAUCUCCAUGGCAUGAAACCAAAGGCUCUCAUUCACAGGGACCUCAAGCCACCCAAUCUGCUCCUAGUGGCAGGCGGCACUGUGCUGAAGAUAUGUGACUUUGGAACGGCUUGCGACAUUCAGACACACAUGACCAACAACAAAGGAAGUGCAGCCUGGAUGGCCCCAGAGGUAUUUGAAGGCAGCAAUUACAGCGAGAAGUGUGACGUGUUCAGCUGGGGGAUCAUUCUCUGGGAGGUUAUCACUCGCAGGAAGCCCUUCGACGAAAUCGGAGGACCGGCUUUUCGCAUCAUGUGGGCUGUGCACAACGGUACAAGACCUCCUUUAAUCAAAAAUCUGCCCAAGCCCAUUGAGAGUCUGAUGACUCGCUGUUGGUCUAAAGACCCCUCUCAGAGGCCCUCCAUGGAGGAGAUAGUGAAGAUCAUGACUCAUCUUAUGAAGUACUUCCCAGGAUUUGAUGAGCCCCUGCAAUAUCCAUACCAGUAUUCAGAUGAUGGACAGAGCAACUCUGCAACUAGUACAGGUUCAUAUGCGGACUACACUGGCACCAGCAUAACCAACAAGAGUGAUGCAAACAUGGAGCACAGCGACUCUCAGGGGAGCAACGACACUAUCAAGAUUACUCCUCAGUUUGCACCUUAUUUCAAGCCAAAGGGAGACCCGUUGAGGACUCUGCCUCUGUCCAGAGGGGGCAGCGUUGAGAGCCUGCCAGCACGGACACAGUGCCUGGCGUCGUCUGACAGCAAAAGAAUGAGUGCUGACCUGUCAGAGCUGGAGCCCAAGAUGCCAUUUGCGCCUGCAGCACGCCCACAGUAUAAACGAGGCCACCGUAAAACGGCAUCAUUCGGCACCAUUCUGGAUGUCCCCAAGAUCGUCAUAACAGCCACAUGCGAGCCUCAGAGACGUCGCUCCGUGCAGGAUCUGCCAGGCAUCAGCUCAGAGUCCAGCCAGGGGAGCAGGAACAGCAGCAGGUCUUCCAGUCCCAGUGUGAGGAUGAUGCCUGACAAGACGGGCAGCAGAGGUUACUUCUCCCUUGAAGACCCCCCAGACACCAACGGCUCCGACAAUUCCAUUCCCAUGGCGUAUCUCACCCUGGAUCACCAGCUGCAGCCCCUCGCCCCCUGUCCCAACUCCAAAGAGUCCAUGGCUGUGUUCGAGCAGCACUGCAAGAUGGCCCAGGAGUAUCUGAAGGUGCAGACGGAGAUCGCCCUGCUGAUCCAGAGGAAGAAGGAGCUGAUCGCCGAACUUGACCAAGACGAGAAGGACCAGCAGAACACGUCUCGGCUGGUGCAGGAGCACAAGAAGCUGCUGGAGGAGAACAAGAGUCUGUCCACGUACUACCAGAAGUGCAAGAAGCAGCUGGAGCUCAUCCGGGUGCAGCAACAGAAGAGACAGGGCACGUCCUGAUGAGAUACGCUGCCCACCGCUGCGAGUCCCUCCCCUCCCCUUCGUUACAACACUACCCGCUUUCGUUCUUUGCUCACACACUCACACACGUUUCCCUGUCCAGCUUUGUAAAGAGACCUGCACUCUACUGUGUCCUGCAUGUCGCGUUUUAGACCUGUUUCUCCUGUCCCGCAGGAAGACGACCACCCCCCCACUGUACAUACAUUUGCACACGGUCACAGUGAAUUCUGUGACACCGCUGACCAAACAAUCACUGCACCCACCCAACCCAACCCUGCUUCUGCGAUCCUGGACCGACCCGUCGCUCAUCGGCAGCGCUGUCCAUCGACGUGCGAUGGCGGGGCGAUGGAGUGCGGGGUCGGGCGCCUCUACAUUGUUUCUCUCAGGGCGUCCCGGGGCCACCUGGUCAGCGCGUGUCCUCUCCUCACACCGUCCUCCAGAAUGUGAAAAAACCAAGACAAACAAAGGCUUUUUCAGCAAAACGUGUGAAUCUCGAUGCAGUAACAUUUCAGAACAAUGAGGACGUUUGAAAUUUUACUCUACAGUGUGCAAGUGGAGUCCCUGUUUAUGCAAAACACACACACACACACACACACACACACACACACACACACACACACACACACACACCCUCAUCAAAUGAACGUAUUUAUCACUCCCUUCCCUCCUCAUGAGCAUGAGCCCGUCCACAGGUGCUGGUCCUGAUGUCAGACAUCACAGUGAGAGGAGUCGCUCAGCGUCCGUGUGAACCCGGAUGCAGAAUUGACGGUCUGCUCAGAGCGAACACACAGAGCUGUGGAUUCCCCUUUUUAUUUUGACUCCAGUAUUGUUUUUGCGUUUCGAUGUUUUUUGUCUUUUUUAUUCAGUAGUUCACUUUGUAUGAUAGCUCUUGUGUCAUUUUUUCCUUUUUUUUGCAUUAGGACAUAUUUUAUCUGGGAACGCCCCCACAGGAAAUAUAGACGGGCCUAUACUUCCCCAUACGGAGUCUAGUUUGUUUUUAGUUCACAUGAUGCCUUAGGAGUUGCCUGCAUUUUAAGUGCUUGUGUUAUUACGUAACAUUUAGUGGGGAUGAAAGCUGUUAAAAAAAAAAAACGAAGAAGCAAUGAUGGACAUUGAAUGAGACUCUUUCAGGACGGGACAGAGAGGAAUGUAUGUGUGGAAGUUUUCCCACCAGCUUCACAUCCAAAAGAGAAGAAGGGAGUAUUCGAUUUCAUAUUUUUAUUCUCUCAUCCCUCAAGUAUUUUUGCACAGUCGCUUCUUUUCCUCUGGUCAUGUACAGAUUUUAUCGCUCAUUUAGACAAUUCUGUUUUUAAAAGUUGGAGGUUUUAAAAGUCUGAGACUCAAAACUUUGAACUGUACAGGAGGGGAACUUCAGUGUCCCCCCCUUCUCAUCAGUUUUCUGUUAGCUGACACACACACACACACACACACACACACACACACACACACACACACACACACACACACACACACAGGUGUUUCCCAACCUACUGGGGAAUGAGGUUUUAGUAUAUGACAUUGAGCAAAGGCAUUAUGAAAUAAACUGAAUGGUGAAAAGA
This is a messenger RNA of Scophthalmus maximus (turbot), 4206 nucleotides long. RefSeq names its product mitogen-activated protein kinase kinase kinase 7 (gene map3k7). Bases 842 to 2647 code for a protein of 601 amino acids. Gene Ontology annotation, biological process: protein phosphorylation; positive regulation of canonical NF-kappaB signal transduction; JNK cascade. The transcript is spliced from 17 exons. The record is from RefSeq and is a predicted model, not a curated record. NCBI's taxonomy places the organism in Eukaryota, Metazoa, Chordata, Actinopteri, Pleuronectiformes, Scophthalmidae. Gene Ontology annotation, molecular function: MAP kinase kinase kinase activity; ATP binding; magnesium ion binding.